Schistosoma intercalatum is the source of this 216-nucleotide messenger RNA. Lineage: Eukaryota; Metazoa; Platyhelminthes; Trematoda; Strigeidida; Schistosomatidae. The record is from the annotation of a GenBank genome assembly.
AUGCCACGUGAUUUAGAAACGAUAUACGAUGAUAUGGAUUUAGAAAUGAAAGUUAAAGUUAUGGAAUUAUUUAUUGAUGAUCUACGUGAAUCUGGUCGUAAAACAAAUAUUGAUAUGGAGAAAUUAGAUCAAGCUAUGCAACGUUUAAAAGAAUAUUUUGAUACACGUUAUGGUAGAUUCGCUGUAUUAAUAUGGAAAACGCCAUGUUCUAUUUAA